Messenger RNA from Acanthosepion pharaonis, 630 nucleotides. The record is from the annotation of a GenBank genome assembly. NCBI's taxonomy places the organism in Eukaryota, Metazoa, Mollusca, Cephalopoda, Sepiida, Sepiidae.
AUGACUGAUAUUUCUUUCUUACAUUUUCUUUCCUUCUUUCUUUCUUUUAUUCAUUUCCUUUUUAUUCCUUUCUUACCAGGAGUUUCCUUUUCUUUCUUUCUUUCUUUCUUUCUUUCUUUCUUUCUUUCUAAUCCAUUUCUUUCAUUCAUUCUUUUUUCUUUCAUUCAUUCGUUCUUUCGUUCUUUCUUUUCCAAUCGAUUUCCUUCCUGCAUUCUUUCUUUCCUUCUUUCUUUAAUCUUUUUUCUUUCUUUACUUCUACUUCAAAAAAUUCAUUUUUCUUUCACAUUGUAUUCCCUCUUCAAUGCAGAACUUUCUUUCUUUUUUUUCUUUCUUUUUUCUUUCUUUCUUUCUUUCUUUCUUUUGUCAUUGAUUUCUUUCAUUCAUACUUUCUUUCUUCCAUUUUUUUCUUUAAACUUUCUUUCUUCAUUGACUUUCUUAUUUUUCUUUCUUUCUUUCUUUUAUAAUAUAAAUCUUUACAUUCAUUUAUUUUUCUUACAUUUUCUUUCGUUGUUUGUUUCUCCCUUUCUUUUGUGUUUGUUUCAUUCUUACACUAAUUCAUUCACCCUUUCUUUAUACUUUGUCGCACCCUCAUAUCAAAACAAUUCUAUCUGUCACUCUCCUCCUUUCUAG